Cryptomeria japonica (Japanese cedar) is the source of this 3434-nucleotide messenger RNA. Its product is annotated as pentatricopeptide repeat-containing protein At5g39350-like. The record is from RefSeq and is a predicted model, not a curated record. The transcript has 2 exons. Gene Ontology annotation, biological process: RNA modification. The coding region runs from base 1007 to 3310 and encodes 767 amino acids. Lineage: Eukaryota; Viridiplantae; Streptophyta; Pinopsida; Cupressales; Cupressaceae. Gene Ontology annotation, molecular function: RNA binding; protein binding.
AACUUUAUUGACUAAGCACGAUCUAUUACCAGCUUCAAUAUUUUCAGCUUGGUACAAUUUCAUAAUGUGGAGAAUAUGCUAUGGCUCGUUUGUGGGCUGCUACAACAAUUUCUAUCAUUGCAAUUGCUAUUGUUGGUUGCGACGAAUGUCUCUAUGUUUUGCUAGAGCUGUCUUUAUGUUUUUGCCUCAGUUGUCUUUAUGUAUUGGCUACAGCUGAGUUUUUUCAUCUGAUAUUGUAUUUGGAUCUAAUUCUGUAAUUUUUAUCUUCUCCCUCCCAAUAAAAAAUAAAAAAAUCUCAAAAUUCCAACAACUAUAUCAUAUAAUUUUUUAUUAUAAAAUCAUUAUUCCUUAUUCAUCGGACGAACUAUACUUUGAACAGUUUUAGGAUUGUGAAGGGGGGUUGUUGCCACCAUGGAUUAGGCUAAACCCGAGCAAAAGUCUGGGAGAGAAAUAGCAUUCACAGUCCAAUAUGUUUUGUUUUCUCUCAAUUCCAUUACGAGAUCAUUCCUUGGAGUUGCUGUGGAGUUUCCAUACAGAGCCUAAAUGGGGACACUAAGUCUGUAUUGUGUUCUAGCUACUGUGUUAGUGCCUUAUUUUCUAAAAUAUCUCUGGAUAGGAUUUAGAUUGUGCUGAAAUGUCUGGUUUCAUGGGUUGAUAAUUGUCGUGGGUGCUUGGUCUCACUGGGUGUAAGGUUUUUAACAAAAUAAUUUUCUUUGGCAGUGAUCGUCUCUUCUCAAAUUUAUGUCCUUUGUUCAUUCAAAUGUUGUGAAAAUAUUUUUGGUUGUAGAAUGGGAACAAGAAGUCUCCAGGUUUUGAUUUAUUUCAUCUAGGGUUUGUAACUUGAUUCUAUGUUAUGAUCUUGGUAUAAUUGAAAAUGCUUCCAGCCUUACCGGUGGCGAUGUCAUUGUGCUAACACGUAGACUGAAUAAUACUGCACAUUUUCCUCACACCAAUUACAGUUGUAAAAUGCAUUGUCAUCCACUACUCAUCUCAAUCUAACAGCAUUAUGUUGAAAGAGGCGCUGAACACACACAAACUCCCUGAAGACUGCUCUACAUAUCUUCGAUUGUUGCAUACCUGUAUUCCCAACAACUUGCUUUCAGGAGUGAAAAAUGUCCACUCUUUCAUCGCUCACAGGCGAUUUGCCUUUGCUACACGAACAACUUUUCAUAAUAAGCUUAUUCACAUGUAUGUCAAGUGCGGAAGUUUGGUGGAUGCUAGAAAAGUCUUCGAUCACAUGAAAGAACGAGACAUCUUCUCAUGGAAUACGGUUAUUACAGCGUACAGAAGACAUGGGUGUCCUCAAGAGGCAGUCACACUGUUUCACCAUAUGCAACAAACAGGUUUACAACCCGAUCAAGUUACAUUUGCUAGUGUACUCCCGGCCUGUGCUAAAAUGGGAGCUUUGGAACAGGGUAUGCAUAUCCAUCAAAGCAUAACGGAAGGAGGGUUUUUGUCAGAUAUUAUAGUUGGAAAUGCACUGGUAGACAUGUAUGCAAAAUGUGGAAUAAUAGAGAAGGCACGUGAACUGUUUGUCGCAAUGCCUCAAAGAGAUGUCUUCUCAUGGACUGCAAUGAUUGCAGGAUAUGCACAAAAUGGAUUUGUCGAGAAGGCGUUAGAAACUUUCAAGCAAAUCAAUUCGGCAGGUAUCAAGCCAAAUUCCACAACCUUUGCCAGUAUCCUUCCUGCGUGUGCCAAAAUGGGGAAUUUGGGACUGGGUAUGGACAUUCAUCAAAACAUAAUAGAAGGGGGGAUUUUUUCAGAUGUUAUAGUUGGAAAUGCUCUGGUAGACAUGUAUGCAAAAUGUGGAAACAUAGACAAGGCACAGAAACUGUUCGAUAGAAUGCCUCAAAGAGAUGUCAUCUCAUGGAAUGCAAUGAUUUCAGGGUAUGCACAAAAUGGAUUUGUUGAAAAGGCUUUAGAAAUUUUAAAGCAAAUGCGAAUGGGUAGUGUAAAGCCGAAUUCCACCACCUUUGCCAGUAUCCUUUCUACCUGUGCCAAAAUGGGAGCUUUGGAACAGGGAAUGGAUAUCCAUCAAAGCAUAAAGGAUGAAAGAAUUUUGUCGGAUGUUAUUGUUGCAACGGCCAUGGUAGACAUGUAUGCAAAAUGUGGAAGCAUAGACAAGGCAUGUGAACUGUUUGACAGAAUGCCUCAAAGAAAUGUGGUCUCAUGGACCGCAAUGAUUGCAGGAUAUGCACAAAAUGGAUUUGUUGAAAAGGCUUUAGAAACUUUCAAGCAAAUGCAAUUGGCAGGUGUAAAACCAGACUCGACAACCUUUGCCUGUAUCCUCCGUGCCUGUGCCAAAAUGGGAGCUUUCGAACAGGGUAUACACAUCCAUCAAAGCAUAAAGGAUAGAAGAAUUUUUUCAGAUAUUGUAGUUGUAACUGCCUUAGUAGACAUGUAUGCAAAAAGUGGAAGCGUAGAGAAGGCACUUGAAUUGUUUGACAGAAUGUCUCAAAGAGAUGUUGUCUCAUGGACUGCAAUGAUUGCAGGAUAUGCACAAAAUGGAUUUGUUGAAAAGGCUGUAGAAACUUUCAAAAAAAUGCAAUUGGCAGGUGUAAAGCCAGACUCUACAACAUUUGCCAGCAUCCUCCCUGCCUGUGCCAAAAUGGGAGCUUUGGAACAUGGUAUGGACAUACAUCAAAGCAUAAAGGAUACAAGAAUUUUAUCAGAUGUUGCAGUUGCAACGGCCCUAGUAGACAUGUAUGCAAAAUGUGGAAACAUAGACAAGGCACGCGAAUUGUUUGACAGAAUGCCUCAAAGAGAUAUCAUCUCGUGGAAUGCAAUGAUUGCAGGCUAUGCACAAAAUGGAUUUUGCAAGGAUGCUCUCAAAGUAUUUGAAAUAAUGAAGCACUCUGGAACACAUCCUAAUAUUGUAAGCUUUGCUUGUGUUCUAUGUGCAUGCAGCCAUGCAGGGUUAGUGGAUGAGGGCUGUACAUACUUCAAUCAUAUGAGUAACCCUUAUUCCCUCACCCCUACGGUUGAUCAUUAUGUGUGCAUGGUUGAUAUUCUUGCUCGUGCUGGCUAUCUUGAGAGCACCCUAAACUUUAUCAUUAAGAUGCCAAUCAAACCUGUAGUGGUUGUGUGGACGUCUUUCCUUGGAGCUUGUAGAUCACAUAUGAAUUUAGGCUUAGGAGUAUUAACAGCAAUGCUGCUAUUUGAUUUGGAUCCUAAAAACGCUGCAACUUAUGUUCUUCUCUCAAACAUCUAUGCAGAAGCGGGCAGGUGGGGUGAAGCUCAAAUGGCGACAGAUCACAUCCACAGACACGGGAGAUUUAUGCAAAGUUGGAGGAAUUGGUUUGGGAGAUGAAGGCAGCAGGGUAUUUUCCAGAUUCAAAACAUUUAUUAAAUGCCGUGGAGGACGAGGAAAAAGAAUUAUUUCUCUGUUAUCAUAGUGAAAAGUUGGCAAUCGCAUUCGGUUUGUUAAACACACC